Clarias gariepinus (North African catfish) is the source of this 1953-nucleotide messenger RNA. RefSeq names its product septin-5-like. The coding region runs from base 555 to 1400 and encodes 281 amino acids. The record is from RefSeq and is a predicted model, not a curated record. NCBI's taxonomy places the organism in Eukaryota, Metazoa, Chordata, Actinopteri, Siluriformes, Clariidae. The transcript is spliced from 8 exons. Gene Ontology annotation, cellular component: septin ring; microtubule cytoskeleton; synaptic vesicle. Gene Ontology annotation, biological process: regulation of exocytosis; cytoskeleton-dependent cytokinesis. Gene Ontology annotation, molecular function: GTPase activity; molecular adaptor activity; GTP binding.
UCUUCACUGCCAUGCCAAGUCUGUAGAAAAGCAGUGAAAAAGGGAUUUGAUUUCACACUAAUGGUAGUAGGUAAGAUAAAAUAAAAAUAUAUACCACUGUACAAAUAAACAUGGCUCGCCUCAAAGCUUCAAGGUCACCUAGUCGCAUCAGUGAGGCUGUUCCUCAAGUCUGUGUCAAAAUGUGUUUCCACUGUGGCCAUCUCCCAAAAUCAAGCCAGUAGAUCCGGAUUCACUUCAUGAAUGCUUCGGGAUUCUUUUUUAAACUACUUCUGCAUUUCCUUGUUACAUAACACUCACAAUAGUGCUUUAUAUCAGCCCCCGAAGACACACAUCAAUAUUGUACUUGCAGCUGGAGAAAGGGUUCAAAUUAAACAUUUAAUAGGAACACCUGGGGCGGCACCGAGGUAUCAAGCAAUAUAGAUGACGAGUGAGUGAGGAACACCUGGUAGUUAAUAGGUACCUCAAACAUAAUGAGAAAAAUAUGUUAUUUCAGUGACUUGAGUGUCUAGCUGUGUUUAUAUGAGCGAGCGUUUUUGCUUGUUCUGAAUAAACUGAUGGAUUGCUCUUAUUUUAUGGUCGCAGGUGAGUCUGGUUUGGGCAAGUCCACUCUUAUCAACAGCCUCUUUCUUACAGACCUGUACAAGGAACGGUGUCUUUACGAUGCUCAAGAAAGAAUAAAUAAGACCGUACGAAUUACCAAGAAGAGUGUAGAAAUCGUUGAAAAUGGGGUCAAGCUAUGGCUCAACAUUGUGGACACUCCAGGUUUCGGAGAUGCUCUCGACAACACUAACAGCUGGAAACCUGUGGUAGAUUAUAUUGACCAGCAGUUUGAGCAGUACAGACAGGCGGAGAACAGUUUAAACCGAAAGAACAUUCAUGACACACGGGUGCAUUGCUGCCUGUAUUUUAUCUCAUCUAGUGGACACGGCCUUAGACUGAUUGAUGUAGAGUUCAUGAAGGCACUUCAUAAGAAGGUCAACUUAGUGCCCGUGCUGGCUAAAGCAGACUGCCUUACCCGCUCCGAGAUUCAUCAAAUGAAAACCAGGAUUUUGGAAGAGAUUGAUAGACACGAGAUCGAGAUCUACGACUUCCCAGAAUGUGACUCGGACGACAAUGAGCUUCGUAAAAAACACGACUUUGAAAUAAAGAGAAGCAUACCGUUCGCAGUAAUCGGGAGCAACCUGAUAGUGGAGCACAACGGCAGAAAGGUUCGAGCCCGUGUUUAUCCGUGGGGUGUUGUCGAAGUCGAGAACCCCGCUCACUGUGACUUCGUGCGUCUGAGAAGCAUGCUGGUACAUACACACAUGCAUGACCUGAAAGACACGACUGCGGAUACACUGUAUGAGAAUUACCGAACUCAGAUCUUAUGCCAGAAAGAAAACGCUGCUAAUCUGGAUUGAGUUUAUGAUGGGUGUUGUUGAAGAAUCCACAAUGAACAUUUUACAACCCUUUUUUGUUUGGAAGUGUUUGAAUUUUUGCUAUACUGUACAUGCGGAGGUGGGUAGUAACGAGUUACUGUACAUUUACUUGAGUAACUUUUUCAAGAAUUGUAGUUUUCUGGGUAGUUUUACUGCACAAUACUUUUUACUUUCACUUGAGUAGAUUUGCGAAGAAGAAACGCUACUCUUACUCCGCUACAUUCGACUCGUUACUUUUCUAACCAUUUAUUCGACACAUUAGAUUUUCUUUGUUUUUGUCCGAGAAAUGCAGCCGGUGGAUCUACCACAUGACUGUGUUUCACUAAUCAGAUGUAACAACAAUAAUCACAUGACUCCGUUUGACCAAUCAGCCACAAUAACCACAACCACAUGCAGUCACAUGACCACACACACAUUUGCUGCAUAGUGGGAAAACAUGUCCCAGUUAGUUUAGCUGUUUUAUUUAAUGUUGCAAUGUUAAAAUAUAUAAUUAGUAAAUAAACUAGAAAAUAAAAAAUAUAAGUUUCUUACGUUU